UGAGUCUCUGACAUUAAGAAUAUUUGAGAUUCGUUCGAUAUAGCUCGGGCCAUUUUUUAUAGACAUCUGGGUGAAGGGAGGAAUAAGGCUUUAAUCCCGGGUUUGAUUCCAUCUUAUCCCCGUAUAUAGAGGGUAGGUACAGUCUCAUGACAGUCGAUGAGUCAACUUUGGACAUAUCCCCGAACAGAAUAAGUUUACACGUGAGUUUUUUGCCGUUAAAAAAAUAUUUAAGAUUCAGAUUUCAAAAUGUUGCUCAAAUCCCUAAGAAGUCAAUAGCUUUCCAAGUAGCAAUCUCCAAGAACAAAAAGUAAAAAACAGAAAAAAGAAAAGGUGCUUGCUUGCGUUAACCCCUGAAAUUGAAAUUGAAAUUCAAUCCUAAAAUAUAAAUCCCCAAAAUUGACGAGUUUUGCAGUUACCAUGAUAACAUGUUCUUGAUCUGGAUGACGUACUGUUUGUUCUUCUUUUGAGAUUGCAUUCUAUAAUACCUGUUUCUGAUCACUAUCAAUGGUAUCCUGAUUGCAUACAAACUGUUCGACGAAAUGCCCCAGUGAAGUGUUGUUUCUUUACAAGGGAUUUUGGUAACCUGUUGGUAAUCUGUUGAUCAGGUGUUUUGAAAAUGAGAUUGAGCAGAGGUGGAUCAAAGAGUCCAAUCGCGUUUAUUGCUGUAAUCGUUUCGGUGUCUUGCUUUUUUGUGUUGAUCCUUUCGGUUCUUAGACUUCCAGACGUAUCAGUUACCGGUGGCUCCAACAAUUUAUUCAAGCAUAAAAAAGUUGGUAAAAGUUUAAAAAAUGGUGACAGGAUUGGAAAGUUUGGUGAGAUGAUGAUCGAAAUGUUGCCUGGUGAUCUUUCGUUCACAAUAUUCGUUCCAUCGGAGUUGGCAUUUGAACGCGAUUUGAGAUUAAGGGUGAACGAUAGUUUAGCGGAGGAGAAAGCAAAUGAUACGGAUGCGAUACUUACGCGUGUGUUGAGCUUCACGGUUGUCCCGUGGAAGAUUCUUUCGGAAUCUCUAUCAUAUGGUGAAGAGAUAACUUGUGAUUCGUUAUCUGGGUUGAAACUAUAUGUAUCAAAAGAUGCGGACAAAAUGCUUCUUGUAAAUGGUGUUCGAUCGUCACGGGUAGACUUGAGGAUAGGGGAGAUGAUUGUUCAUGUUAUGGAUGGGGUGAUUAUGGAGGCUGAGUUUGAGCAAUCUGUACAGUCCGAUGACGGUGAUGAGGAUGAAGAUUGAUAUUGAGAUAGAAAAUUAUGAUGUCAAAACGCUCUUAUGAAUGCGAUUUGUGUUGAGUU
This is a messenger RNA of Helianthus annuus (common sunflower), 1284 nucleotides long. RefSeq lists its product as uncharacterized. The record is from RefSeq and is a predicted model, not a curated record. Lineage: Eukaryota; Viridiplantae; Streptophyta; Magnoliopsida; Asterales; Asteraceae. Bases 617 to 1225 code for a protein of 202 amino acids. The transcript is spliced from 2 exons.